AUGAAUGAAAAUGAGAGGUUGAAAAAUAUUUUAGAUGAAAAGGAGGAAGUGUUGGAGGCCAAGGAGGAAGAAGAUUCACUUGUGGAAAACAAGCCAAAGGAGUUCCAAAAUAUUUCGAAGAAAAAUUUGGAAGUCUUAAAAUUUCUGAAUAAACAAGAAUUGAUGUUAUUAAUUGAUAAACUGGACCAUGAAGAUAAGCUCAGCGGAAUAAUAGAGAAGGAAAUUAAGCAGGACACUUUGGAAAUUCUGAAAAAUUACGAAAAUGAGCAGUAUGACACGAUAAAUCUGGAGGAGAAGGAUCUAAAGGAAGAUAAGGAGGAAAAAGAAAAGGAAGAAGAACAAGAAGAGAAUGAGUACCUCAGGUUGAGCAAAUUCAUUCCAUUAAGGCUGACGUACGAGGAGAGACUGUACCUUAGGCUUCUGGAAAGUACCUUAGAAGUAAGCGAAUACACAGACAAAAUAGACGUAUUUCACAGUGGAAAUAAAAGCAAGAAAAUUAUAAAGGAAAUUAAAACAUUAUGUUCUAUACUUUCCGGAUUGGUUAUUGCAAAUAAUUAUGAAAAUGGGCAGAGGUUAAUUCGAGAUAGAGAUUUCCUAAGGAACAGUAAUUUCUUCAGUAUUGUUUUCGAAAUAGGAAGGCGCUAUAAAAUUUUGAACCCAGACAGAAUGAGAAGUAGCUAUGGGAAGUUAAUGUACUUUUUAAUGGAUACUCGAAGAGAAGAAAUCUAUGAUUUGUUGUCAUUUAAUUGUGUAGCACCAAUAAAAACUGUCUAUGAUUUAUUGAAAGGAAAAAAGAAUGGACUGGAUAUUUUAAAUGAUAAUUUAAUUAAAAUUGCAACCAUGCAUAUAGACGCAAAGGGUAGCAGAAGUGAAAUACAGAAACAAAUAAAACAGAAGGAAGAAGCAAUAAAAUAUUUGUCAAGAAAGUACGCUAGCAAUAGUAGCAAAAAUUGUAAAAAAAAUAUAUUUAGAAUUAAUAUUCCUAUUUUUAAUAAUCAAAAUAAUGAAGAUGAUGAUUCGAAUAAUACAGAAGAAUUGGAAUGUUUGUCUUCAGAAGAAAUUGAAAGAUGCCUCUACAGUUUAUCUGAUUAUAAUACACAUAUAAAAAUGUUCUGCGAGCCUUGCGAAAUUAUGAUUGAUUAUUUAAAAACUUUUUAUGAUCCGUAUGAGAAAAAUUCUUCAUAUUCUUUGUCCAUCGAAUCAGGAAAACAAGGAAGUAGAUUAACGCACUCGCAUAAUAGGCAAUACAUGUACGUUUUACAAACCUUAUAUUUGUGGAAGGAAAUAGGGGAGCAUAUGUUUUUCUUGUGGGCCUGCGCAGAAAAUGAUAUGCUCGAUUUUAAGAACCCCUACCGAUUGGUGGAUACAGGGCAGGGACUAAACCGCAUGCAGAGUGGCCACAAAGUGCUCAGUGUUAUGAAGAAAAUUUUGCACAACGUUCAGAAGAAAUUGGGAGGGUGGGUUGGCUCCAGCAUGAUUCACAUGGGCGACACUAACAUACCCAACACGUUUAUGUUUAUCGACAAGUACACACAGGUCCCAAGGAUACUAACGCCAAUCGUCCUUUGCUUGCAGAAAAUCGAUGAGCUCUAUAACUCAACAGCCUCCAUGAAAAAUUACAUCAAGACGGAAUUCAACGGUGCCCAAAAUUUGAAAAUGAUGAUCACCUGCGAUUUCUUUCGCCACGGCUUCGACGGCAGUGGUGGUGAUAAUUUCAACGAAGCAGGAAGUUGCAUUGACGGAAGGUUAACCUCCGCCUGGAAUUGGUGUUCCAAAAUUGAAAAGAAAAAAUAUUUUCCCAUAUUCUUGUUAACCGGAUUUGUUGGUUUCGAUGGAUCAUUUUAG
This is a messenger RNA of Plasmodium knowlesi strain H, 1845 nucleotides long. RefSeq lists its product as uncharacterized. NCBI's taxonomy places the organism in Eukaryota, Apicomplexa, Aconoidasida, Haemosporida, Plasmodiidae. The record is from RefSeq and is a predicted model, not a curated record. The transcript has 4 exons. The coding region runs from base 1 to 1845 and encodes 614 amino acids.